Molecule: messenger RNA, 434 nt
Organism: Mercenaria mercenaria
Lineage: Eukaryota; Metazoa; Mollusca; Bivalvia; Venerida; Veneridae
Exons: 2
Coding region: 1-429 (142 amino acids)
Source: RefSeq, a predicted model, not a curated record
AUGUAUAUUUUGUACUUUCCAGUGGAUGACGUUUCGGGAAACACAACGGACGUUACAAGUCUGGAAGAGGGUGGCGUUGACACACUGAUUAUCAUUGUAUGGUGUAUGGGCGGAACCCUUCUAAUCUCCUUUCUCCCACUGAUUGCUCAAAUUAUCCGAGCGAAGAAGAAAUAUCUAGUCGGAAGUUUCAAUAAUAACGAGAAUGUACAAGAAACUGGAUGUUACAGUUUGUUCCGAAUUCGAAUUGACGAAAGAAGGCAUAACUCUACAUUUUCAGCGUCAUUAGACACGGUUGAUCUGUUUCCCGGAUAUGACACAAUUGAUACGCACGUGCUAAGCAGGACAAUGCCGACAAGGCCUUCUGACGAGAAUUCACCACGCAAUAUGUCAUUCAGUGCUACCAACUUUCAGAAUACUCGUCAUUUGUAAUUUAG